Porites evermanni is the source of this 339-nucleotide messenger RNA. The record is from the annotation of a GenBank genome assembly. NCBI's taxonomy places the organism in Eukaryota, Metazoa, Cnidaria, Anthozoa, Scleractinia, Poritidae.
AUGUGUUUAUUCAUCAUCGGUGAAUCAAAGUUUACCAUCGGUGAAUCACGAACAAUUUCCCAUGCAAAUGACACACAAGCUCAACAAGUGACUCCAAAUCCUCGCCCAGGAAGAUUUUCCACCGAAAGUCCUCUGGAGCGAGAACGCCGACUUCCGAUUCAGCGUGAACAACGAAGGAGAAGACGUCAACAAGAAACCGUGGAGCAGAAGGAACAUCGCUUAGCACAGCGAAGGCAACGCCGACAACAAGAGACAGAGGAACAGGAGAUUGGAAUCAGAGGCAUUAUGAUCGAUAUCGUUCACUGUCGAAAACCCAUCCCCACCGAUAUAUGUAGAUCA